AUGGCGUCCGAAACUACCCCCAUUCCUCGCGGCGAGGAAAACUUUGGUGAAGAUGAGAAGAAGAUCGUUGAGAAGCACGAAACAACCCCAAUUGACCUAGAGAAUAGCACCGCGGCAAAGAUCAAAAACCCUCUUGCCCAUCUCUCAAAUGAGGAGGUCAUCAAAGACGUGGAGGAAUUUGCGGACAUCAACGGUUUCUCGGACCUGACACCGAUGCUCAUCAAAGGUGCUCUUGUCGCAAAGGAUCCACCAGCAUUUGAAUCGGUUCCCGGUCUCACGGAGCCUGAAAAGGAGGCCAUCAGGAAUGAAGUGCUGCACAAAUGGCGUCAACCUAGGGCUUUGUACUUCACCAUCAUUCUCUGCUCCAUCGGCGCCGCAGUCCAAGGUUGGGAUCAAACUGGUUCCAAUGGGGCCAACCUUUCUUUCCCAGAUGCUUUGGGUGUGCCAGUUUCUGAUGAGUUGGCCGAUGGGUCUCCAAAUCCCCAUGCUUCCCGCAAUCAAUGGUAUCAAGGAUUGGUUAAUGCUGGACCAUACAUUGCUUCUGCUUUCAUCGGUUGUUGGUGCUCUGAUCCUUUGAACAACUAUUUCGGUCGUCGAGGUACGAUCUUCGUCUCUGCCGUUUUCUGUUUCCUAAGUCCAAUUGGCAGCGCUGUCGCACAAACCUGGGAACAACUUUUGGUCACCAGACUCCUGCUCGGUAUUGGUAUGGGCUGCAAAGGUUCUACCGUUCCUAUCUUUAGCGCCGAGAAUGCCCCAGCAGCUGUUCGUGGCGGUCUCGUCAUGAGUUGGCAGAUGUGGACAGCUUUUGGUAUCUUUUUGGGUACUUGUGCCAAUCUGGCUGUUAAGGAUACUGGUGACAUAUCCUGGCGUCUUCAAUUUGGCUCUGCUUUGAUUCCCGCCUUGCCACUUCUGGUUGGAAUCUAUUUCUGUCCAGAAUCACCUCGUUGGUAUAUCAAGAAAGGCAGAUAUCUCAAGGCUUUCCAAUCUCUCAAGAGACUCAGGAACACCGAGCUUCAAGCCGCUCGCGAUUUGUACUACAUCUUCGCUCAACUUCGAAUGGAAGCAACUUUGGUCAAGACGGACAACAACUAUGUCACUCGCUUCAUUCAACUUUUUACGAUCCCACGAGUUCGUCGUGCGACUCUGGCUUCUUUCACAGUCAUGAUCGCCCAACAGAUGUGCGGAAUCAAUAUCAUUGCCUUUUACAGCUCUACUGUCUUCGAGCAGGCCGGUGCAUCCACAACAGAGUCAUUGCUUGCGUCCUGGGGAUUCGGCUUGGUCAACUUUGUCUUUGCAUGGCCUGCAAUUUGGACUAUCGACACUUUCGGUCGUCGAUCUUUACUCCUGUUCACAUUCCCACAAAUGGCUUGGACGUUGCUCGCUGCUGGUCUCUGUUAUUUGAUCCCCGAGGAGAAUACCGCACAUUUGGGUCUUGUGGCAUUGUUCAUCUACAUUUUUGCCGCAUUCUAUUCUCCGGGUGAAGGUCCGGUGCCUUUUACUUAUUCCGCCGAAGUCUUUCCACUGUCACAUCGUGAGGUUGGUAUGGCUUGGGCUGUUGCAACUUGCUUGUUCUGGGCCGCUGUUCUUUCUAUCACGUUCCCUCGGAUGCUUGCAGCCAUGACUCCCACUGGUGCAUUCGGCUUUUACGCUGGAUUGAAUGUCUGUGCCCUGGUCAUGAUUUUCUUCUGGUUGCCAGAGACGAAACAACGUACAUUGGAGGAACUCGAUUACAUCUUUGCGAUUCCCACUCGCACCUUCAUGAAGCAUCAACUUGGUACCGUUUUGCCGUGGUGGAUCAAGACAGCCAUCUUCCGACGCAAGAUUGGUCCUUGCCCAGCACUGUGGUCAUUUGAAGGCCACGUUGAUAAUGACCAGGAAUUCAUUGAAACAAUUCGUCGUCAAAGCGAGGCCGUUCGGGGUCGUCGCCGAAGCAGUGUUGUGAACAGAAUCGCCAACAAGUUCUAA
This is a messenger RNA of Rhinocladiella mackenziei CBS 650.93, 1965 nucleotides long. RefSeq lists its product as uncharacterized. The coding region runs from base 1 to 1965 and encodes 654 amino acids. Gene Ontology annotation, cellular component: membrane. Gene Ontology annotation, biological process: transmembrane transport. Gene Ontology annotation, molecular function: myo-inositol:proton symporter activity. NCBI's taxonomy places the organism in Eukaryota, Fungi, Ascomycota, Eurotiomycetes, Chaetothyriales, Herpotrichiellaceae. The transcript has 9 exons. The record is from RefSeq and is a predicted model, not a curated record.